GGCGCUGGCGUGUAUGCGCAGGCGCAGUUGGUUGAAGCCCGGCGGGUGUGCUCAGGUGGAGCUGCGUCGGAGCCCGCUGUGUUUGCGCAGGCGCAGUUGGGCGGGGAGCCCGGUGUGUUUGCGCAGGCGCAGCUGGGCGGGGGGGGGCGGCCCGGCGGGGUUGCGCAGGCGCAGCUGGGCGGUGUGUGUGGAGCCGGUGUGUCAUGGAGGCCUACGAUAUUAUCGCCAACCAGCCGGUGGUCAUCGACAACGGUUCUGGUGUUGUCAAAGCUGGAUUUGCUGGUGAUCAGAUACCCAAGUACUGUUUCCCCAAUUAUGUGGGUCGUCCAAAGCAUGUUCGUGUGAUGGCAGGAGCAUUGGAGGGUGAUCUCUUCAUUGGCCCCAAAGCCGAGGAGCACCGAGGAUUGCUCUCAAUUCGCUACCCCAUGGAACAUGGCAUUGUACAAGACUGGAAUGAUAUGGAGCGAAUCUGGCAAUAUGUUUAUGGCAAGGACCAACUGCAGACCUUCUCUGAGGAACAUCCAGUACUCCUGACAGAAGCUCCACUAAAUCCAAGCAAAAACCGGGAGCGGGCUGCGGAAGUUUUUUUUGAGUCAUUUAACGUUCCGGCACUUUUCAUUUCAAUGCAAGCUGUUCUGAGUCUGUAUGCCACCGGUCGAACCACCGGCGUGGUGCUCGAUGCUGGCGAUGGUGUCACUCAUGCUGUCCCAAUCUAUGAAGGCUUUGCCAUGCCACAUUCCAUCAUGAGGGUAGAUGUGGCAGGCAGGGAUGUGUCCCGUUACCUGCGCCUGCUCCUCCGGAAGGAAGGAUACGACUUUCACACAACUGCGGAAUUUGAGGUUGUCAAAACAAUCAAAGAGCGGGCCUGUUACCUGUCUAUAAACCCACAGAAAGAUGAGACACUGGAGACUGAGAAGGCACAAUACACUCUCCCUGAUGGAAGCACCUUAGAGGUGGGACCUGCUCGAUUCCGAGCCCCUGAGUUGCUUUUUAAACCUGACCUGAUUGGAGAUGAAAGUGAGGGAAUCCAUGAGGUGCUGACCUUCGCCAUCCAGAAGUCAGACAUGGACCUACGCAGGACGUUAUUCUGCAAUAUUGUACUCUCAGGAGGUUCCACCUUGUUCAAAGGUUUUGGUGACCGGUUACUCAGUGAGGUCAAGAAACUUGCUCCAAAAGACGUGAAAAUAAAGAUUUCUGCACCACAGGAGAGGCUAUACUCCACAUGGAUAGGGGGCUCUAUCCUCGCUUCCCUAGACACAUUCAAGAAAAUGUGGGUGUCCAAGAAAGAGUACGAGGAGGAUGGAGCACGUGCAAUCCACCGGAAGACAUUUUAAUAUUGUUGGAAGUUGGCGUGCUGCUUUGUAAGCCUCGACCUGUGUGUAUCACGUAACCAUGCAGAAUUAAUAAUGGACAAGUAAAAUGCGUAUUUUUUAUGUAUAAAAGAGGGUUUGGAUGCCACUUAUCAAACUUGUUCUACCCCUAUCAGGAUUUGUGUAUAUUGGAUUAUACAUUCUGAUUUCAGUACUGUGGGGGUGAACCAUAGAUCAAUGUCUGCUCUUGGUUUAGACAUUGCCGUUUACAAAAGAAGAUAUCUGCACUCAUUCAAUGAAGAAAAUGAUGUAAUUUAAGGUGUUUGACUGCCCUUCUGCUUCCCUAAUCCCACGUCUCCCACCCUCGCCUCAUUCCUACUUUGUAAAUUCAUAGGAAAUGGGAGUUGUUUGUUGCAGAGAAGGUCAUCGUAUCAAGUAGGCUGGGACUGCAAGCAGGAGAAUGAAAGCUGCUGGAACCAGACUUCUGUGGUGGACGUUUACAUCUACAGAGUGGACUCGAUGCUAAGCAUUAUCAUUCCUUAACCUGCUUAAUAACCAGCUCUGCAAAUGUUAACUACUGUGAGUAGCAAGUGGUUAAAAUGUUAAGCACAGUAACUAGCACUUUACUUCCGGUGGUUGGGUAGUGAAGGAGGUGUCUGCAUGAGGACCAUAUAUUGGCAGUGUUUUAGUCUUGCACUGAAUAUAACUGAUGAAGGUGUACGUGAUAAUUGGUGAUAACUAUAUCUGUCUUGAAGUUAGAGGUAGUAGGUUAAUCUUUUUCUCUCUUCCCACCCACUUCCCCACUUACUCUUCUGAGCAUGUAUGGGAUUUAUUCCAGAUUAUAUUACAACUGCUAUAUCCACCGUUUAUUCUGAAGAAACAUGUUUCCAUUUGGGGCAUUUUAAAAUUGAAUUGGCGCCUUACCUGCACACCAUACUACUUUUCACAAUAGUUUGUGUCUAAUUCAGCCAUUCUGACACAGCUCUGGGAAUUGUUUGCUGGAACUGUUAAGGAUAAAAUGUUGCUUCGAGUUUAGUUUUGCAGUUUAAGUUGGGGAAUUGGUUUGGACAUGUAGACCUUUUGUAAAACUCUGCCCUGUAUACUGGAGCUUCCGUUUAAUUUGUAAUGUGAUCCAGUCUGUUUCCCCUUCACUUGCUACUGACCUGUUGCAUCUAAGAGUAUCCACUUUCAUAGACUUCCAACAGAUGGACUUGGUAUAUGAAAGUCCUCUGAUGCAACAUCCAUUGUACCCAAGAGGAUGACCCUUUUUUAUUCUCCUAUUCCAGUGUUGUCCCUUGAUACUUGGUGGUGGCCUGAUUAAAAUGUGGUCUCACCCAUGCGUUGCAAACGACAUACCAUGCUCCCUUACUUUGGUGUAGCACCUCAUGCCAUUUCCAAAAGGGGUGGUUGGACAAUGUAGGUUGGAAAUGAGACUUUCAGCGGUGACUACUAACUAGUUCUGAGACGAGCUGCUCACUAAUGAAUGAAUCUGUGUUUCAACCACAUCUUGCAAGGUCCAGAAUUUGGUUGUAACCUGUCAGCUGCCUCUCAUAACAAGGGUCUUAUUAUAUGAGUGGAAUUUGUCUAUUGAAGGUAGAUUUAAUUGUUUCUGUACAUUGGGCGUUCCUGCCAAACCUGGAUGGGCUGCGGUGGGUACUGACACUUGAAUCCCCUGCCUGCUUCGACCAUGUGGCUGAGCUGUCAUGAGACAGCGUGAUAAUCUGAGGCUGCAACACCAGGGCAGUGAAAUGGGAGUGCAAGUGGGAAUGCACCAUGGGUGCCUUACUCAUAAGACCCGAUUGUUAUGUUUUGCACCAGUUUGAUUCUAAAGAUGAAGGUUCAGAACCAAAUAAAAGCUUCCAUCUCAGUUUCACUGUCCCUCAGUGUAGUCAAUGAAGUGUUUUCCUCUUUUGCACUGUUGAACAUAAACUACCUUCGUUUUGGUAAGUUGGGAAGAGUGUUUUUGAAGGCUAACCAGUUUUGUUUUAGAGUUUGCACACCCUUAACCAGUGUAACUGACACCGUAAGCAAAUUCCUCUGCAUAACUUGUAGCCUUUAAGCCUCUGCUCUGUGUGAUGCGGCACAGAUCUGCUUUAAGCGCCCUUGUUGAUCACUGGCAGGCAUGAGAUGGUCAUUUGGGGUGGUUUGUUGAUGAUUUGGUUGCACUCGCUGACUUUUUUAACGGCUCAGUCAACACUGGGACAUAAGGUAAUUGAAUGGCAGACUCUGGUAACCACUUCACAUUUUACACAAUGGAACGGCUAGGAUCUGGCAUCCUUGCUAUGUUCCCUUUUAUACUUGGCUAAUGCCACCUUGACAAGUUAGAGUGAAAGCUGGGUGUCCAAAUGCCAGCCAGGGUUUAAGAGGGGGGUUUGCAUUAAGACUAAUUGAGGGGAAAGUUUAGAUAGGGGUCUUGCAAUUGAUUGGAAUCUUGUGACUCCCUUUGGACCAGAGCACAGAAUUGGACUUGCUGAGAUCUCUGUUGGAUAAUCUUAGUAGUCUGUCUAGGUAUGCAGAUCAUAAAUGAUUCACAGCCUUUGAAACUGCUUUUGGCAUGAAUUGAGAUAAAACUGUGUGAGGUGGCACUGCAAGUUGCCUUAUAUUAAUUAAGAAACGAUUACUUUCGCAGAGAAAUCUGGUUCCUGCAAUUUUUCCUCCGUGUUCCGGACAUUUCAGAACUUUGGUACUAGAGUGCCUUUAACCUUGUACAGAGGGUGGGAAAUGUGGGAGUAAAACUGGCACCGGUAGCGUUUACCUCAAAUGUAUUUAAAAAAAAUAAAAACAUUUAAAUGAGA
Molecule: messenger RNA, 4105 nt
Organism: Pristis pectinata (smalltooth sawfish)
Lineage: Eukaryota; Metazoa; Chordata; Chondrichthyes; Rhinopristiformes; Pristidae
Product: beta-centractin
Exons: 11
Coding region: 204-1334 (376 amino acids)
Source: RefSeq, a predicted model, not a curated record